UACUAAAAUAUGCUAAUUAUACAAAGUCCUUUCUUUUCCAUUGACUAAUCUAUACUAUAUUUUGACGRAUAUUUUCCAGGUGGAGAGGUCGUUCCAGAAUAUAUCCGUAGAAGUGAAGACCUUUGUGARAUGGGCCCAGACCACCCCUUACAUGCCCUGGUCAGUAGCUGCCUUAAUAAUCUGCCACAGGAUCGUCCUUCUGCACAAGAAUUAAUCGAUUGCUUGGCCUCGUUCAARGGUGAUGAUAAUGAAAACGAGAUGAUGAGCUUGAAAUCAAAAUCGUUUUCAGGUUCAAAGGCGUCACUGAAGUAUAGUGAGAGCCCUCCGGCGUAUUCGUCUGUCAUGAAAGUCACCAAAGACAGAUACGACUAUAAUUUCAAGGUCGCUGUCGUUGGGGAUUCUGCAGUUGGCAAAACCAGUAUCAUCCAGCGCUUUCUUCAUCCCGAAAGGCAAUUUUUACCGUAUGAUGAAGCAAAGACCACGAUACAGCCMGCAGAUUUUUUUCAUCGCGUUCAGUAUCUUGGGAAAUCUAUUCACUUGCACAUUGUCGAUACGCCCGGUGAAAAGAGAGCAGUGUUCCACCAAGCCUCUAAUGUCGUUCCUUUGAUCUACCGUGGACUAAAUGGAGCUGUAAUUGUCUUCGAUGUUGGASAUAGGUGGUCAUAUAAGAAUGUUACCGAUUGGAUUAACGCUAUACAAAAGCGUAGUAGUCCAGAAACACCMAUGGUWCUUGUAGGAAACAAAACAGAUUUGGACCCUAAUUCUUGGAUGAUUUCCUCACACGACGUCGAGGCUUUUGCUUCAGAGCGAGGCUUGUUUUAUAUUGAAACAAGUGCAGUAGGAUUGAUUAACAUCGAUGAAAUAUUUUGCAUUCUUAUCGAGCGAAUGAUCCAAGAAAGACAGAGAAACAACGAGACCCGAGCAACAUCGCCAGACUGGGUAUUGUACCAAUCGCCAACAAAGCAAUCUCUACUUAAGGGAGAUAUACCACCUYCUUAUCAAAGCGCCCUUACUGAUCGAGCCUCUGUAAGCMAKCUUCGUUCUUCGAAUAUUCAGCUUGCAAAUAGCACAAAUUCAGUAAACGAUGGUACAAAUAAUACAGGAAAAAAAAAGUGUUGUAGAUAGUUCUAGACCAUAAAUUCAACCCAUCAGAGUUACUGCAAAAGGAUUUCAUAUAAAAUAGUAGAAGGACAUUACAAUAUACACAUACUAAAAAACUAUUUUCUCUUAAUAAGAUAUAUAUAUAUAUAUGAGCGAUGUUAUUGUAAAAGGUACUUAAGCUGUUAAGGUCCCUUUUGCUCUCGAGUCUCUACGCUAGGCACCACUGGUSGCGGGCGUGUUCUUUAGGGCCUUUUUGCUUUGACAACACUCAUAUGUAUCACUGAAUUCAUGCUAUAAAUUAAUGUUUGAAUUUGAUAUUAGCCGCUCCAGACGCCCAGGUCAUUGUGCAGUGCAUACCUCAAAACGCUUCAAAGUGUACUAUAUCUGUGGUUAAUCAUCUUUUAUAUCAUGUUAUUUUUACAACAGUUUUUUAAUUUGAUUACUUCUUUUGCGUUGGGUGAAUAUUGCAAUCAAUAACCACUACCCAUAAUGAAUUGCGGUCGCUUUUAGCGUAUAUCGAAAAUGACAUGAUUCUAAUCAAUGUAUUUUGCAUCAUAUUAUUGACUCCGCUGUUAAUUCCCAAUAAAUUUUAUUAUUUUCCCAAAUCCCGCUAUACAUA
Exaiptasia diaphana is the source of this 1720-nucleotide messenger RNA. Its product is annotated as ras-related protein RABF2b. Gene Ontology annotation, molecular function: GTP binding; GTPase activity. Lineage: Eukaryota; Metazoa; Cnidaria; Anthozoa; Actiniaria; Aiptasiidae. The transcript is spliced from 3 exons. The record is from RefSeq and is a predicted model, not a curated record. Bases 130 to 1125 code for a protein of 331 amino acids.